This is a messenger RNA of Prorocentrum cordatum, 3261 nucleotides long. The record is from the annotation of a GenBank genome assembly. Lineage: Eukaryota; Dinophyceae; Prorocentrales; Prorocentraceae.
CCCGGCGACCUCCUGCAGUACCUGAAGCAGUGGGACGACGUGGGGCGCCUGGAGCUGGUCGCCGCGGCCGACUCCCCGCCGGCCCUGCGGGGCACCCUCUUCCCCGUUUUCAAGGACGCGAACACGCAGAGGGUCGUCUUCAGCCGGAUCGCCCGCAACGCGGCCGAGCUUCCACUGGGCGGCUUCUCCAGGCUGACCCCGAGCGCCGCCAUGCUGGUGGACCUGGGGGUGCCUGCUGGCCAUGUCUUGCGCGUGUGGGCCGAUGACCUCCAGGACUUCCACCCUGCCUUCGACUGCACCUACGAGAUGGCUCGCACCAACGACGUGGCCCUCCCCCUCCCGACGAGGCUCUACGAGGGCUUCGCGGCGCUGGACAGGUUGCGGAAACGUUGUCGUCGCGAGGGCCGCGACCUUCCUGAGACGGUGGUCCCUUGCCAUGGCGGUCUGAUCAUGGGAGGCCCGAGCGCGCCCGACUGGGCGCGCGAGUCCCACAUGCGGUUGCUCGCCCAAGCUGGCAGUUCCCCCCCGGAGCGGCGGCUGCUCAACCGUCACCUCGCCCCCGAUGGGGCCGCCUGGGAGAGGGUCGUGCUGGGCGACCACUUCGGCCUGGCCGUUGACGCCCCUGGCUCGCGGGCAGCUCGGCGCGCGAUCGAGGACUCCUUUGCCCGUGCGCGCGAGGGCCGCGCUGGCGCCGGCCUCAAGGUCAGUGCGAGCAAGGAGGUGAAGGACGCAGCGGAGGCGACGGUCAUCGGGGCGGAGCUCUUGGGCCACGACCGGCUCGUCGGCGCCUCCCGCACCCGCAGGCUGGCGCUGGCCUGGAUGGGCCUCUCCCUGGCCCGAGGCCGGCACUCCACCACGCUGGGCCUGCAGAGGUUCCUGGGCAUGGGCCUUUUGGCCGCUCUGUUUCGGAGGCCUUCCCUGUCGCUCCUCCACCACUGCUACAAGGAGGUAGACGCCGGUCGCGACCCUCACGAGGUGUUCGGCCUGAGCGGCGCUGCCUGCACUGAGUGCGCCCUGUUCGCGGUCCUCCCCCCGCUGAUGACCGCGGACCUCUCCGCGGGGUGGGGCCCGCACGCGCUGGCCUCGGACGCCUCGCACCUGGCUGGGGCGUCCGUCAAGACGCCCGCCCAGGCGCCCGUCGCCCGCGCUCUCUGGCGACAGCGCGAGCAGCGUGGCGCUCGUACGUGGCUUCGCCCUCCUGGCUGGGCGGCCCUGGCAAACCCCGAGGGCGGCGACGUCUUGCAGGAUCUGGGGGAGGACGCCGCCCCGUCCCCUGGCGUCGUCGACCCUUCGGCCUCGCUCAUCGAGUACUUCGACGUGCUGGAGCUCUGCUGCGGGGAGGAGGCCCGCCUCAUGGGUCACAUCGCGGGCCGGGGCCUGCGCGCGGGCCCAAGGAUUGACAUCAAGUGCCACACGUACUGGGACCUGGUCAACUCGCGCCUGGCAGAGUGGAUCAUUUGGCUGAUCUGGCAGAGGCGCGUGAAGAUGACCAUUUCUGAAGUGCCGUGCACCAGUUUCUCCAUCGCGAGGCUGGGCAUGCUGGCGCUACUUGCGCACCUGCUCUCGGGCUAUGGCACUGGCCUACAUGGGCACCCGCUGACGGCCUAUUCCUGGUUCACGCGCAUUGUUGAGUUCUUGCUGUCGCACGACGUCGUGGAGCGGUUCGACCUCUCGAUGUGCCAGUUCGGCGCGCCCUGGAAGAAGGACGCCAGCCUCUUGGCAGUGCGGGGCUCCUGGCUGGCGCCGAUGGCGAGGCGCUGCCGGGGGGGUCACAAGCAUGCCAUUUUGGAGGGCGGCCUGACCUCCAAAGCCGCGCUCUACCCGCACGGCUUCUGCGACGAGCUGUCCUGGCUGAUCUCCGAGAACCUGGGCUGGCCUUCCCCGCCGCCGCAGUCUGAGGGAGGAGCGCCCCCUGGAGCGUUCGAGGCACUCUGGCUAAACGACUACGUCAGCUUCGCCCCUCGGCAGCUGCACCACCACCGCUGCUUCCGCAAGCCCCUCCACAUCGACCUGCUGGAGAUCGAGGCGGCCUGCGAUGCGGUGGACGAGCAGGGCCUUCAGUUCCCUGACUGCAAGCAUAACCUCUGCCUGGACUCCCGCGUUUCGAGCGGGGCCAUCAGCAAGGGCCGCUCCGCCUCGGCCGCGAUCAAUAAGCUCUUGAGAAGGAGGGCCCCCUUGCAGCUGGCCGCGGGCACGUACGUCGGAUGCCACUUCUCGCCGACUCGCCUGCAGCCGGCCGACGCCCCGUCGCGCGCGUUCAGCGACCCGGCGGGCGCGGUGGUCAGCGGAGCCGAGGCGCCGCCUCCCGCCCCGCCCUGGCUGGCCAGCCUCGAAGCCGGGGACGCCUCGGCCUUUCGCGCCUGGGCCGCGCUCCCGCUGCAGCGCCGGCAGCAGUCGCGGUGGGCUUGUCUGGUGGCGUGCUUGUGGUGGCGAGGGCUCCUGCGGCUUGCCCCCCGCCCGCGGGUGCGCGACCCCGCGCUGGGCUUUCCUGGGGGGGGCCCGCGCGGCGGCGAGAUCGCGGAGCACGGCGACGGCCUGGAUCCGCCCGGGCACGGCCAGCCUCCAUCGGCGGCGCCGGCUCUUCGGGCCCUGGUGCCGCUGCUGCUGCUGGGCCGCGCAGAGGCGCCGCGCCCGCCGACGGCCCGCCCCGCGGGGGUGGACCUGGCGGCGACUCGCGGCCUGACGCCGUUGGCCCAGGCGCGCCGUGCGGCGCUCGUCUCGCAGCUCCAGCACUGGCUGGCUGGAUGCGGCGGCCCGGCCUGGGACCUGUUCAUCCUGAUGGAUCCUGCAACUGUGGGCCGUUACUUGGCUAACUACAGCCAGUUCAUGCAUGACGCGAUGAGGAGCCGCCACGACUUCGACGAGACGAUCAACGCUGUGGUGGAUGUCAUUCGAGCCCUUCGUCACCGGCUCGAUGUGGCGUGGGGCAUCUCCUUCACGUGGAAGCACCUCGCGCCGAGCUCGAACCACCAGGCGAUGCCGGAGGCACUGCUGCUCGCGUCCCUGAGCCUGGCGCUGGCCUGGGGUUGGAUCGACGUGGCCGGCUGCCUGCUCCCGGGCUUCUUCGGCACGAUGAGGCCGUUCGAGUUCCUGAGGUUGAGGUUCGAGGACCUCGUGCUCCCCUCUCGUUCUUUAGAGCGCCUGCAAGCAAUGUAUGUGCACGUCGGCGCGCCAAAAAUGAGACGGCUCGGCGCGCGCCACGAGCACAUCAGGAUUGACGUCUCACAGGUUGUGCAAUUCUUCGAGGCCGAGCGACGUUGA